AUGUCUCCGCCUCUCCACCCUCCCUCGCCUUCGGGAUCGACGGAGCGAUUGGCGGAAGAGCUUACACCCGCCCUCGACCAGCUAAAAUCCCUCAAUUCUACCGAUGCCAUAAGCCUCUCCGACGCCCUCACAGCUACUGAGCCUCUCUUACGCCUACGACAUACCUUUAUUGAUACCCCGCGCCCACGAGUCGCCAAGGAUGCGUUCCGUCACUUGCAAGGCUUCCAGACAUUCCUGGCUCUGGCGGACCAGCUUGAAGGGCUAUACGAUACGAAUAGCUUGACACAAGAGGAAAGAAAGAGCACGCUAGUUCUGUUCAAGGAUGUACUGGGGGUCCCGGGAGGAGGGACACUGGCUUUGGAACGGACGCUUGAGCGUCUUGUUUUGAAGAUAGGCCAAGCUGAGGGCGAGUCUAAACAGUUAUACGGUGCAAUUCUCGCGGCAGCACUUUGUGCAGAGAUCGCAGCAGACCUGUUCCUAUCGCUGGAAUCAAAGCUGCCCGAACAGAGCUCGGUAACUCCCGCAGACGUUCGAAGUGCCGUGGACCAAUUGCUGGGUUCUACAGAGACCGUCGAGGUUCCAGAGCUCCUAGGUCCUUUCAUUCGAGUGUGGUUAAACCAAUCGAUGUCUCAAAGCGAGAGUAUACUUUGUCUAGCUAUUCCUGCAUGCCUAUGCCAGCUAGCCUCGCAGUCCCACAGAAACGUUGUAGCUCUGCAUGCCACAGGCAUGUUGACUUCAAUACUUCCACUCUUGUUCGAAGAGAGCCGGCCUGAGGCUGAGAGGGCACUCUAUCAAGACCUCGCUCGAUUUCUCAGCUCCCAGGGCAUGAAUAGCUUGGAAGAUGCUUUGGGACUAUAUCGCCAGGCCCACGAAAAUCCAAAAGUCUUGAAGUUCUUAUUAUCUGCGCUCAAAGGCUCCAAAGAGCCACCUUUUAUUCAGUUCGACAUGUCUCUCCACGGCUUCUGCUCAGUGGAGUUUGCGACCCUAGGUCGGGCCUUCCCUCCAAACCUUUCGGCUGGGUACACUCUGGCAACCUGGGUAAGGUUCGAUGAAUUUGAUAUCAAUACCCACACCACUAUAUUUGGGGCUUUCGACACCACCCAGACAUGUUUUGUUCUCGCAUACGUGGAGAAGGAUACCCGGAACUUCAUUCUUCAAACUUCAAUCCGUGGGCCUCGUCCAAGUGUUCGCUUCAAAUCUGCCAAGUUCCAGCCUGGUCGCUGGUACCAUAUCACCUUGGUUCAUAUGAAGCCGAAACCCACUACAUCUUCCAGAGCUUCCUUAUUCAUAAACGGAGAGUUUGUUGAACAGCUGAAGAUCAACUAUCCUUCAGUCCCAGCGAGUAGUAAUCCAAUCAGGCCUCCUCGGAUUCAAGCGUUCUUUGGCACGCCUCAAGACCUGGCAAUGCGUCUUGGAAAAGGUGUAUCAACUUCCAGAUGGUCGCUUGCUAAUGGCAUGUUAUUUGAUGAAGCUUACAGUGAUGAUAUGGUGGCAGUCUUUUUCAACCUUGGACCACGCUAUUACGGAAACUUUCAAGACUGUUUGGGAUCCUUUCAGACGUAUAAAGCUUCUGCAAACCUCAACCUGCGCAACGAACACCUGCAUCCCGGAAAAGAAGAAUCCUCUGAUAUUGUCACUGCAAUCCGGAGACGAGCAGGCACCCUGGUCCGUGAAAGCUCAAUCUUGAUUAACGUCUCCCCUGUCGCUGUUCUCGAUGACGAUGACAACAACAAUGUAGAUGAGUCACAAUUGAUUACGUGCCUCUCGAAACAGGCAGCGAGGAGCUUGCAGCAACUCACUAAGGCCGGUGGUAAUACUGUUGCCGUCAAUGGAGCUACUCCCGCAAUCAAUGAUGCCUUGACCCAGCCACAGGGAGUUGGGAUACUCGCUGGAGAUCCUGUGGUAUCGGUUCCUUGGUCAUUAGAUGAUGUCAGUUGGUGCCUGGGCGGUUGUGCUGCUGUUCACCUCAGCAUGAUUCAGGCAUCCGAAACAAGCGAAAGCCUCUGCUUGGCCGUUGAGGCUCUUUACGAGGCCGUGCAAGAUAAUUGGAGGAACAGUGAAGCAAUGGAGCGAGAAAAUGGCUACGGCAUCAUGGCAGCUCUUCUGCGGGAGAAAUUGGGGUUUCAACCCAGCAACGUCCCAGGAGUGAAGGGUGCAAUUACGAGUCUCGGUGCUGACGGGAACGGCCUCUUACUCUUGAACCUGCUGCGCUUAACACUUGGGUUCGUCGGUUAUGACUGUGAUCAACCAAACCGAUCUAUCAUCACCAAUCCGCUGGCUUAUCGCGUCUUGCUGGUAGAUUUGGACAUAUGGCGGCACGGCGAAAGCUGCGUACAUGAAUUGUACUUCUCACAGUUCCGGACCUUUGCUACUGAGAGCGACUAUCGACGAUUCAAUGCAAAGCGACUCGGAAGAAUGCGCGUCAGUAAAAGAUUACUAGAGACGUUAAAAGAUGGCGAGGUCACGCAGGAAACCUUAAAGCCAUGCCUCUCUGCCUUCUGCUCCCUGAUCGAGAGUAGCAUGUCGCCAGAUCUACUCAGAUCGCUAGCUCUUUCUAUCACUUAUACUUUGCACAUGCCGAAGCCAACCUCUAGCCUGCAAAAGAAAAAGAGCUUACGCUACCUAGGAAGUCCCUCCCGGCCAGGGUCGGCAAAGUCUCAAAUCCAGAAGCAUGUCCCCGCCACCACAAUGGGAAUCGAAAUGCUUCGUUUAUACACUGCUGUAUUGUGCAAUCCACUCGACCAAGCGCCAUUGAAAAAGUUCGCUAAAGCAGUAACAAACAAGUGGCUUCUGUACCUUUCAUGCGAGGAUGAGCCGGAAGUUGUCGUCCUCGCCACCAAGAUCUUGUCCAGGCUAUUGGUCAUCCAUGGAAAUGGCUACAACCACCAUUCUACCACUCCCGAGAGCCUCAAGAUGUCUCAGGUCAGCUUAAAUGAUGUCCCGUUGUCAGACCGCCCAUCACAUGCAUUCCACUUGAUUUCCUCUAUCAUCGAAUUCUUUCAAGAAGCACGGCGCAUUUCACGGACUUUCAAAGAGUUUACCUUGACAUCAAACUACGUCCAAGAGCUUUUAGCUGUGCUCUACCCGAUUGUUGUAACCGUGGAUGCCAUUAGUCCCAGAACAGAACUGAAUACUUCCCAGGGUGGUCUUUUAUUUGAUGAGAGUAACAUUGCCCUCAGACCACGCUCAAGUGCUGCAAAUGUUCCCUCUGCUCUUCAGACUUCGACUGUUGAAUUUUCGAGCAGUCCUGAUGAAGCCCCAGAAUAUGGACGCCGUGGAUCGUUCAUUCUAGUUUCUCCUGAUAAGUCGAAGCGUCAGCCCUCUUCAGCGCGCCUUCGCAAAGUGGCAAAUCCCACCUUCACAGGAGACGAUUCGAGCAAAAAGAGCCCCAUCGUGAAAUUGAUAUUUGGGCUUGUACUCACAGUAUUCGAAGACCAACUGCUAGAACGCAAGGACUUCUCUGGGCUCGGACUAUACCAUAAAAACCCGCCCGGGUUCUUGGAGCAUCAGGCUUAUUUCAGUUCCUGGAUUUUAACCAGCCUCUUGUCUACGGUGAAGGACCUGCCAAACUCGAAACCUAACAUCCUCCACGAGACUCGUACACUUACCAACAUCGGCCGUUUUGCAUCUCACAUCGCCGAGUCAAUAUACGAGGGUUGGUUCAUGGAUGGCGCAAGCGCUGCUUUGGAAGCCCUCGGCUCGAUCAUGGAAUACCUUCAACGCCCUGACAUAUCGUCCCUCAAAAGUAUCCGACUUUGCAGCCAAUCAGUUGAUGCAAUCCAUUCUACAUUAUAUAGGAUAGUCUUGUUCCAGCUGUCUGAAGCCGAUGAACCUGACUCCCUUGCCGUGCUGAAACGGCUCAGCUACUGGCAAGUGGUACUCUUAGCUCCUUUGGAGUCCCAGACAAAAAACCUUCAGUUACUUAGUUAUCUCCUUUACACUAAGCUUAUCAGCACAAACGAGGAGAUUCGCCUGGCAGCAGUUGGUCUUUGGCGAACAAUCCUAGUCCAAAAGCCGGACGAGAUAACAGAAUUGUUAAGCCACGGUCCACCGACCCUGCAGCGACGUCUGGCUGACGGCUUUGAGGUCUUGUCUGGAAUGGAGGACGAGGCAUUUCUCAACUGGAUCGACGAGCAGCGUGAUGACCUCGAUGCCCUUUUCUUUGGCAUUAUGUCUCGUUCAUGGGAUAACUUUGUACAGGAGGAAAAUUCCAAGAUUCAAGAGUCUGCCAAAAAUCGAAUUACCAAGCGCAAGGACCGACUCAGACAAUGGGCCCAAUUGGAGAAAUUUGAUGAGGAUGUCAUGCGAAAGCACGAAGCGACCCUGCCCCAUUGGAUCUCGAACAUUUCUGCAUCGGAAUUCCUCAAGUCCCGAAGAUUUGUACAGGAUCUUCAGGAUAACUCUUCUUUCAUGUGGUCCGCAUUCUCAAGCCUUCUGUUGGACCUCCGACGACCGGGCGGCCUUCUCGCAGAAGACAAGGACAGAAAGUGGAGACUCGAUCAGACAGAAGGACGUAGUCGCAUGCGGAUACGGCUUGUACCAGACGAUUCAGGUGAACAUCAGGACUAUCAGCCCAAGCGAAAGGCUUCCGAACCUCCAGCUGUGAAGAUCGACACCCGGGUUCGCGCAUUGUCAGACGGCCAAGACGGCCUAUCAACACCCAUCACCGAAGAGUCCGAAUCAAUGGAGUCGGAGCGACAGGAUGCUGAUACGGACGGUCAAAGUAUUCUAGAAGAGAACUUUGAGAUGAUUGACGACCCAAAACUGGAGAUGGAAGAAUACGAAGACAAAAAUCGCAGAGUAAUGCGAUCUCUCCAGAGAGGCGAUCAAGUCCAAAGCGUAUGCAACAUGUCCCGAAUCAUCGGCUUAGAGGCUGUUGAAGGCCUCUUAAUCCUUGGUAAAAACUGCAUCUACAUCCUUGACAGCUUCUUCCAGCGUGCAGAUGGGGAAAUUGUGAAUGUCUGGCAAGCACCCCCUGAUGAGCGAGACCCUUACGUCCGGAUGAUCGCCGGACGAGAAUCCAGCGACCGCCGGUUCCAUGAGCAUGAAACCCGCAGUUGGAAAUGGUCCGAUCUAGUGAGCGUCUCUAAACGGCGAUUCUUAUUCCGUGAUGUUGCGCUCGAGAUCUUUUUCACAGAUGGCACAAGCUAUCUGCUCACUUUUUUCUCCGCUCGUGUGCGAGAUGAGCUUUCUGCACAACUUGGUACCAUGGCUCCCCAGGUCACUGGUAGCGCUGGACAUUCUCGGCCCGAAGAUAUCUGGCGUUAUGAGACUUUGCGUAGUCAAGAGGACGAACCCAGAUCCCUCGGAUCGAAGUUUGCUAGUGUCUUUGGGCAUCUUCCCUCGAAUCCCGCUACCCGCAAGUGGGUUCGUGGAGAGAUCUCCAACUUCCAUUAUCUCAUGCUGAUCAACACGCUGGCCGGGAGGACAUUCAAUGACUUGACCCAAUACCCAGUCUUCCCAUGGGUACUCGCUGACUAUACAAGCGAAGAACUUGAUUUGAAUGACCCCAAGGCUUUCCGAGAUCUGUCAAAACCCAUGGGCUGCCAAACGCCUGAACGAGAAGCAGGGUUCCGGGAGCGAUACAAUGCCUUUGCUGAGAUGGGUGAUGACAAUUCGCCUCCUUUUCACUAUGGAACUCAUUACUCCUCUGCCAUGAUCGUGAGCUCGUAUCUGAUCCGCUUGCAGCCGUUCGUUAAGUCAUAUCUUCUCCUCCAAGGUGGGACUUUUGACCACGCGGACCGCCUCUUCUAUUCCAUCAGGAAAGCCUGGGAAUCGGCUUCACGGGGCAACAUGACAGACGUGCGCGAGUUGACCCCCGAAUUUUUCUAUCUUCCCGAAUUCCUCGUCAACUCCAACAAGUAUGACUUUGGACUGCUCCAAAACAUGACCACGGCAAUUGACUCAGUGGAGCUACCACCAUGGGCCAAAGGCGACCCUAAGAUCUUCAUUCAGAAACAUCGUGAGGCUCUUGAGAGUCCUUACGUCUCAGAAAAUCUGCACCACUGGAUCGACCUUGUAUUUGGUAGCAAGCAAAAGGGCGAGGCAGCAAUUGAAGCGGUCAACGUUUUCCAUCAUCUAUCCUACAAGGGCGCCAAGGAUUUGGACGCCAUCGACGAUCCAAUGGAACGGCUAGCAACUAUUGGCAUUAUCCAUAAUUUUGGACAGACGCCACAUCAGGUCUUCCAGAAACCCCAUCCACCACGAGAAGAUCAGCGUCACCGCGUGCCGAGGUUGGACACACUUGCGGAAUCUCUAACCCAAAUGCCGUUAUCUCUGCUUGACAUCGAACAGCGAGUCGCCACUCUGUCCAUGAAGCAGGAUCGAUUGCUUUGUACUGCUGCACUUCGGAUCAACGUCCCACCCACCUAUGAUCAUUACAUGGAAUGGGGAUUUUCCGAUGGAAGUGUCCGAUUUUACGCGACUGACAGUCGCAAGCUCCUUGGCCAUUUCGAACAUCUCCACGUUGGCCAGCUAUCUUAUACUAGCUUCGCGGACUCUCGCACCCUCAUUACCUGUGGCACCGACUGUACAAUCUCCUUUUGGACAGUGACCGCAACCUCUAGGGCAGUAGACCUACAACCCAUUGGGUCACUCUUUGGUCACCGCACACCAGUCAAAGUCCUCGCAGUCUCUCGAUCGUUCAGUACUCUACUUUCCGCUUCGAACGAUGGCCAGAUCAUGCUGUGGGAUCUCAACCGACACUGCUUCGUGCGAUCUUUGCCGGCCGAUGGCACUGUUGACUGCGCCCGUAUCAACGACGUCACGGGCGACAUCGUUGUCUGCCGAGGCAACCGCAUUACCCUGUUCACGUUGAACGGCGAUGUCUUGGUGGAUCAGCCCAUUUGUGAACCCGGCGAAGACCACGUCUUGUCCUGCGUGUUCUACGAGGGAGUUCAAAACGAAUGGCUGGAACGCGAACUUGUGCUCACCGGCCACAGCCGCGGCGUAGUGAACAUCUGGAGCAAGACCAUCCGAGGCAGCCAAUUCGAGCUGGAACUCAUCCGACAAUUGCACCAUACAGACAGCAAUCGCGACAACGGCGCCAAUAUUGCCGUGGGUAUCAGCUGUAUCUUAGCUCUGCCCCUGGUGGUAUAUACCGGUGACGAGGCUGGACGAGUGUAUGAGUGGAACUGUAUCCAGCGGCACUGA
Molecule: messenger RNA, 7152 nt
Organism: Penicillium chermesinum
Lineage: Eukaryota; Fungi; Ascomycota; Eurotiomycetes; Eurotiales; Aspergillaceae
Product: Beige/BEACH domain protein
Exons: 9
Coding region: 1-7152 (2383 amino acids)
Molecular function (GO): protein binding
Source: RefSeq, a predicted model, not a curated record